This is a messenger RNA of Seminavis robusta, 576 nucleotides long. The record is from the annotation of a GenBank genome assembly. Lineage: Eukaryota; Bacillariophyta; Bacillariophyceae; Naviculales; Naviculaceae.
AUGAGCUCCGAUACCCACGAAGGGAAGAAAUGCGAUUCUGCCGCAAACCUAGAAUGGAAGUGCGAUCAAUGCGGCAACGAAUAUCCACUAGCAUGCAAAUUUUGCGGGGUUUGUGGAGGUAAGAGGCCAGAGUUUAAAAAAAAGGAGGAGGAUUGGUGGUGCCAGACCUGUGGAGUGGAACAGCCUGCCAAAUACAAGUUCUGCAGCAGAUGUGGGAUGAAGCAAGAGGACUGCUGCGUAGCUGCAGAAGCGAACCAAGGUUCUAGCGAAGACCACUCACCUUGCAAGGUCCACGAAGACGAUAAUGAGCACCACCACGAUGAGAUGGGCGAACAGAGUGGCAGGAUCAGCGUUAUUCUGAGCAUUCGUCGAAGCCAAGCCGCUGAGGGCAACGAGCUUAACGCCAUGUUUCCACAGGACGAAGGAGAAGACUUAGAAGCAACUGUGGAUGAUUCCCUCAUGGAUGCUCAGCCCCUGGUGGAAAGUCAGCUGCGCUCUAUCGUUCACAGAGAGAGCCGAAACAGGAGCAGGAGCACUUUGUCUGGUUGGGAAAAGGAGUCAGAAACACGAGCCUAA